CUGACACACUUUGGCCUGGACCAAUCACAGUUCAGCUAGGUCCCCUCAGAUGUGGGUGCAGGCUACGCAGGCUGGGGUCUACCAGAAGUCUUUCUCGGGACAGAGAACUGUGGGUGGUUCAGUUGAACAGUAGGCUAUCUGAGAGAACUUUGGGUGGUUCAGUUGAACAGUAGGCUAUCUGAGAGAACUUUGGGUGGUUCAGUUGAACAGUAGGCUAUCUGAGAGAACUUUGGGUGGUUCAGUUGAACAGUAGGCUAUCUGAGAGAACUUUGGGUGGUUCAGUUGAACAGUAGGCUGUCUGAGAGAACUUUGGGUGGUUCAGUUGAACAGUAGGCUGUCUGAGAGAACUUUGGGUGGUUCAGUUGAACAGUAGGCUGUCUGAGAGAACUUUUUGCUUUCUAGUAUUUUAUGGGGAGUCUCUCUCAGUUCUCUGUGUCACUGUGCCUGAGCUCUGAGCUUAGGGCUGUAAGAGACAGUACCUUUGGGCUGUGCAGGCAGUGUCUAACUGUGGGCUAUAAGGGGUUGUAAAGGUUUUGCCUUGCUGUGGGCUGGAUGGCUGAGCUGGUGAGAGUGAGGAAGAAACAUCUCCAGACACCUAUCUCCAGGCUGAGGUGUAUGGUCAAGCAAUUGGAAGAGAAAGAUGUGGACUUCGAAGAUCUGAAGAAGAACUUGGACUACACAGCAUCCUUACUGGAAGCUGUUUACAUUGAUGGGACCAGACAGGGUCUGGACACAGAGGACGACCUCCAGAAGCUGCACUCUGAUGGCGUGCCCACGGAGGUCACUGAUUGGCUGGCUUCAACCUUCACUCAGAGGGCCCGCCACCCCGCCCGCCGCUCUGACGACAAACCAAAGUUCCGCAGCAUCGUCCAUGCAGUGCAGGCUGGGAUCUUUGUCGAGAGGAUGUUCAGAAGGGCCUACACUGCUGCCAUGCCUGACCAACCUGCAGCAGUAGUUAACUGUCUCAGGGACAUUGACCGGUGGAACUUUGAUGUGUUUGCCCUGAACACAGCCAGUGAUGACCACGCACUACAGACCCUGGUCUUCGAGCUGGUGACACGAUACGAACUCAACAGCAGAUUCAAGAUCCCAAUCUCCUGUCUGAUGUCCUUCUUGGAGAAGCUGGAGAAAGGCUACAGUAAACACAGCAACCCCUACCACAGCAGUGUCCACGCAGCCGACGUCACACAAACCCUACACUGUCUGCUCUUACGUACAGGACUAGUGCACUGGUUGACUGAACUGGAGGUCCUGGCGUCCCUGUUUGCUGCGGCCAUCCAUGACUACGAACACACUGGAACUACAAACGACUUCCACAUUCACACAAAGUCAGACUUUGCUAUGAUCUACAACGACCGGUCAGUCCAGGAAAGCCACCACAUCAGUGCUGCGUUCCAUCUUCUACAGGACGACCAAUCCAACAUCUUCAUGAACCUCUCCAGAGAACAGUGGAUGGAGCUGCGAGCGCUGGUGAUAGAGAUGGUGUUGGCUACAGACAUGUCGUCUCACCUUGUCCAGGUCAAAGCCAUGAAGGGGUGUCUGCAGCAGCACGAAGGCAUAGACAAACCAAAAGCGCUGUCCCUACUACUGCACACUGCAGACAUCAGCCACCCCUCUAAGCCCUGGAGUCUACACUCUCGCUGGACCAAAGCCCUCAUGGACGAGUUCUUCAGACAGGGUGACAGAGAGGCAGAGCUUGGUCUUCCCUUCUCUCCACUGUGUGAUCGGAACAGCACCCUGGUCGCAGAGUCACAAAUAGGUUUCAUAGACUUCAUAGUAGACCCUACGUUCUCCCUACUGACUGACGUGGCUGAGAAGAUAGUCAUUCCCCUGGUGGAAGACAACCCAGGCCCACCGGACCCCUGCAAUCGACAUAGUAAUCUGUGGAAGGAGAGUUCCAGAGGACUACAGUGGAGCUUGUCUCACAUCACCUCAGAACUCGUCAGCUUCAGAUCCACCUGGACACGACACACAGAAGACAACAAGUUCAAAUGGAAGGAGAGCGGCUCCAAUGGGCUCUUGGAUCAGAUCGUGUCAAAGGAGCCGUUGGCUGGUGAAGACGAUGAGCUCUCUGAACAACUGCUGCAGACCCCUUCUAAUGAUGCUAAACAGUAGAUAGGCCUCUCAUGUAGUAUGAUGCCUAUGUAAACGAUAUGUAAACGAAGGGUUGGGGAGAACUGUUUACAUGUAAUCUGAUAAUAAUACAAACAUGUAAAUGUAAUCAGCUACUUUACCAGCUAAAAUAUUGCAAAUGGAUUCCAAAUACUUUUGAAAAACUAGAUGAUUACUUCUUCAAUUACUUUAAAAUUCAGAAAGGAUGUUUGGGAAAGAAUACAGUAUGCCACCUUUCUGUUUCUCAAUGACAUUCAAUUCAGCACUGAAAAAAGGUGCCAGUUUAUGUUUGUUCCACCUGGUUUGAUGGAUCCUUUCCAUCUUCUUCUGAUGUCUCUUAAGGAGAAAGUAAUCAGUUGACAUUACAGAGUGGAGGGGAAAGUAAUCCAAAAGUAACUGAAAGUAAUCAGAUUAUGUUACUGAGUUAAGGGGAUAGUAAGCCAAAAGUAACUGAAACUGAGUUUGAGUAUCCAAAAGUUAAGUUACUGAUUACAAUUUUGGACAGGUAACUAGUAACUGUACCUGAUUACAUUUAGAAAGUAAUCUAUCCAACCCUGUGUAAAUUAUAGUAAUUUAAUGAAGAUUACCAAAACAUGCUGGUCAUGUUAUAUGCUAAUUACCAUACAUGAUUUUACGGUGGUUUGCUUGCAAUUUGUUAACCAGUUAGGAAAACUUUCAUGGAGAAACUUAGCAAAGAUCAUGUAUCAUGGGUAACAUGGGUAGCAUGUAUGUUACAUGGAAUAGACGGGUAAUGUCAAAGGUACCAGCAGUGAAAGGCUGGCCUUAUCAUGUGGAAGAUGUACGAUGUAAUCAUGUGACUGUUGUUGUUGAUGUAAAGUACAACAAGACAAAGAGUUUUCUACUUCUUUAUAUUCUACCUGUACCACUGAGGAGAUGCUGAUGUGCUUUAUAUUCUACCCUUACCAUGGAGGAGAUGUUGAUGUGCUUUAUAUUCUACCCUUACCACAGAGGAGAUGUUGAUGUGCUUUACAUUCUACCCAUACCACUGAGGAGAUGUUGAAGAGUGAUUCUUUAUCUAAUUCUUCAUCUGUUUUCUUUGAAUCCAAAGAAUUGGAAUCGUGAACUAUACUGAACAUACAGGAUAUCAGUAGCCAUUGUCCCAGAUCAUUAGCCAACUCUUCUGACUAUCAGCCAGGAACAUAGCUUGGAGACCCAUCUAUAGCCAAACUAGCAUUUCUUCUCCACGAUGAGUCUUGAUUUGCUUGCCUCCCUUAAGUUUUGUAGAAUGCGGACACAUUCUGAUCAUUCUGAUUGGUUCCAGAAACCGGUGGGCUGGGCCAGAGCCGGCCUACAUGAUGACCGUAUCAACUAUGAUACUCUGAUUGGUUAGAUUGAUUAGAGACAAUCCAAUCACUGAUUUAAUUGUUUUGUACAACGCUCAUUUUCACAGCAGCACAAAUGACUUCUGGGAUGGCAGUUUCAGAUUUCAGGAUGGCACAGUCAUAGAGCAGAAUAAUUCACUUCAGUAUGACGCGUCAGGCAACCCAGAACUGCCAUAUUGUACAAGUCUUAUAUCUUUAAUGUUGUGAUUCUGAGGCCGUCCUACUAUGGACACAGCACAUCAAAGGCAUGACAGACAGUAAUAGUCAGAAGAGUUGAAUGAAGCACUGCAGAUCUGGGACCAGGCUGAGAUAUCAGUCCAAUCCUUCAGCAGAGUCCUGUUCACUGGUCCUCCAGUAGGAGGAGCCAAAACUGUGGGGAGGAAGAUUGAACCAGGCUACAGUGGUAUUAUGAAAUGCAUUGGGUGAAAACUGGUCACGUUGUGAAAUAUUUAUGUGUUUUAUGCUCGCAGCAUCACGUCUAUUGAAUAAUUGAUAACAGGGUUUUGUUAUAAGUCAACCUUACUUACUCAACAUUAUAGGUCAGUGAUGCAACACUAAAGUCAGAGCCGCAUUGUUGGCCUACUAUGGGUAGUUCUUGGCAUGAAUUAAAAUGGAUUAUAAAUUGGGUGGUUCGAGCCCUGAAUGCUGAUUGGCUGACAGCCGUGGUUUAUCAGACCGUAUACCACAGGUAUGACAAAACAUGUAUUUUUACUGCUGUACUUACGUUGGUAACCUGUUUAUAAUAGGAAUAAGGCACCACUGGGGUUUGUGAUAUAUGACCAAUAUAUCACGGCUAAGGGCUAUAUCAAGGCACUCCACUUUGCGUCUUGCUUAAGAACAACCCUUAGCCGUGGUAUAUUGGUCAUGUACCACACCCCCUUGGGCCUUAUUGCUUAAUUAUAGCAUGGAUUAUGAUUGGAAUAAUAUGUUUUGUUUAAAGAAGUAAACACAAACGCUUGUCCAAUUUCAACCCUUUAUUGUAUCAAACCAUUUUUUUAAAAAUUACAUAUGUAAUCAUUACCAAGUCAAACAAAGUUGAACUAAAAUGCAGAUAUAGAUGGAUUUCAUGUACCGUAAUUUAUCAUUAAUAAAAAUUAAAUAAAUACACAA
This is a messenger RNA of Oncorhynchus tshawytscha (Chinook salmon), 4565 nucleotides long. Its product is annotated as calcium/calmodulin-dependent 3',5'-cyclic nucleotide phosphodiesterase 1B. Lineage: Eukaryota; Metazoa; Chordata; Actinopteri; Salmoniformes; Salmonidae. The transcript is spliced from 14 exons. Gene Ontology annotation, molecular function: 3',5'-cyclic-nucleotide phosphodiesterase activity. The coding region runs from base 553 to 2115 and encodes 520 amino acids. The record is from RefSeq and is a predicted model, not a curated record. Gene Ontology annotation, biological process: signal transduction.